Molecule: messenger RNA, 842 nt
Organism: Xenia sp. Carnegie-2017
Lineage: Eukaryota; Metazoa; Cnidaria; Anthozoa; Malacalcyonacea; Xeniidae
Product: mediator of RNA polymerase II transcription subunit 21-like
Exons: 6
Coding region: 183-605 (140 amino acids)
Biological process (GO): regulation of transcription by RNA polymerase II
Cellular component (GO): mediator complex
Molecular function (GO): transcription coregulator activity
Source: RefSeq, a predicted model, not a curated record
AUCUCAAUAACUGUAGUGUUUAUUGUGAAAUUUCAUAAGAAAAUAAUAUUUUCAACUUGUCAAAGAAAAUUAGAAAAUUACUUAUUUUGAUUGUACUUUCUUAUACAUACGACUAUUUCCGAACCCUAUUUGUGGACAUACGAUUUUAUAGCGAUGAGAUAGAGCAGGAAAGAAGGUUGACGAUGGCUGAUCGUGUGAGCCAACUUCAAGACGCUUUGAAUGAGCUAGCUGAACACUUUUGUAAUAGUAUUGGAACCUUACAGCAGACGGCACAACCAAGCUCUUUUCCUGGGUUUGAAAAGGAAGAGAAUGAUUUGAAUCAAGAAAAAAGUUUAACUCAAGAAGGCCAUGCGAAACUCUUUGCCUCAAUGAUAGCAAGAACAGCGAAGGACAUAGACUGUCUCAUUGAUUCAUUGCCAAGUGAUGAAUGCUCAACUGAACUACAAAUGGCCAGUCUUGAGAGGCUGCAGAUGGAAAACGAAGAAGCUGGAAUGAAACUCCAAAAAGCUGUGGAGAAAGGGGAAGCUGUUCUUGAAAUGUUGCAGAAUGCGUUGAAAUUCAUCGCGGAAAAACAGCUUGAUUCAGAAUGCGAUGUUCUUGAAUGAUGAUGUUUACUGUAUGAAAUUUUGGAUGUUGAAGUAGACAAUUUAGUAAAAAUCAGGUCCAAAUUUGUUGAAGGAACGUGAAUUCAUAAGUUUAAUGUAAAUAAGAUGAGAGAAGAGAAGUGUUGUAUGCUUUAUAUGUAAAUGCAUGACCCACAAACACAUGUAAAAAUUAAUGAUUGAUAUUUAUUUUCAACAAUACACUAUAUAAAAUAACUGAAUAAAAAGUAUUUUUUAUAA